UUAUGUCGCAGGGCGGGAUGGGGAACCUCCAGCUGAGCCAGGACGGGAUCCGCCUGGAGGGCUUCUCCGAGUUCCUGCUGCCGCUCUACGUGAAGGAGAUCCGGUCCCGGAGGGACAGUGCCUUGGUGUUGCGGUCGGAGAGGAACGUGACACUGAACGUCCGAAACAGCCAGGGCCAUCUCACGGGCCAACUGACCGUGGGGUCGGACUCUGUGGAGGCCCAGUGCCGGAGGCUGGAGGUCCGUAGCCGUGCCGACGGCCUGCCGCUGUUCAGCGCCGACGCCGACGAGAUCCGCAUCGGGACAAGGACCUUCACCGUCACGGGGUCGGAGGGCGCCGUGUUCCGGCACUCGGUGGAGACGCCGCUCAUCCAGUCCAGCGCCUCCGAGGAGCUCAAGCUGGAGUCCCCCACACGGACGCUGACCAUGGGGGCCCCCCGGGGGGUGGAGGUCACCUCGGCCCACGGGGCCCUGACCGUCGGCGGACGCAAGGACCUGCAGCUGCAGUCCACCGAGGGAGAGAUCAUCUUAGACGCCGCCACGGUUCGCCUCGCCAGCCUGCCGCUCGGUGUGUUCGCGCCAGAGCCUCCGGGACGGGCGUCACCGCCGCCACCGCCGGCGGGACAGGCCACGUACGAGGUGUGCGUCUGCCCCAGCGGCAAGCUGUACCUCUCCCCCGCCGCCAGCAGCUCCACCUGCCAGGCCGUCAGCAACAUCUGCCUCUGGAGCUGACCUGGCAAGGAGGGGGGGGGGGGGGGGGGGGAUGGAGGUUCCUGAUGGGGUGCUGUCUGUGACCACCCCUGUCGGGUGUGGUGGUGGUGGUGGUGGUGCAGGUGGAGGAUGCAGAAUGGACUGCCUGCUGAAAUGGCGGCUUGAAGGCUUAGUUAUUGUUUCAAGUCGGCGCAACGCAAAUGGGGUUGACAGACGCAUUACGUCCUUGCGGACCCUCCUUGCGUCCGCCUCAAGGGCCAGACGCUCGCCUCCCAACAAAAUGUCAAGGUGAAGUGGAGGGCUGUGAUUGGUCCGCUCACUAACACCUGACGCGGAACCAAAACAAGUUCACGACUGCGUCGAAGCGUCUGCGUGGUCAUUGCGCUGCGUCGACGUUGAACCAUCACUGAGCCUUAUGACUUCACAGUGAACUGUACCGGUUCCCGACGCAAGAUGUUUCGACCGAUGAAGGAGGGAGGAGUUGGAAUAGUAUGGAAUAUCUGGAGAGGCUCUCCUCGGCCGUAGGAGACGUCAAAGGGACUAACAAACACUCGUGCCUUCAGACGUGGAAUGGAACGUUUGAGACUCGCGUUGAACCUGACUCCGUUUAAUCAGGGAAAUCAAAACAAUUUAGGAUAGGAUUUAGGGGAUGCAUUUACAAACCGUGACAGUCCUUGGCACUCUAUAAUAAGCUAUGUCAAUUGAGACACUUCUCUUUUUGUAUGCGUUGUUUGAUGUAUCGAUUGGAAAUGGUUGAUAAAGAGAGACUCUGGCAUAA
Gadus macrocephalus (Pacific cod) is the source of this 1488-nucleotide messenger RNA. RefSeq names its product zeta-sarcoglycan-like. NCBI's taxonomy places the organism in Eukaryota, Metazoa, Chordata, Actinopteri, Gadiformes, Gadidae. The record is from RefSeq and is a predicted model, not a curated record. Gene Ontology annotation, cellular component: sarcoglycan complex; sarcolemma. Gene Ontology annotation, biological process: heart contraction; cardiac muscle tissue development. The transcript is spliced from 6 exons. Bases 3 to 731 code for a protein of 242 amino acids.